AUGGUCGCUAAAACUGAUGAGCAGAUGACGAGUCUUAUUGAUGAAGACAUUGGUUCCCCAUUGAUCCGGGGAUCCGGUGAUCGGAUUCAUACCACUGCAGACCAAUCGAGGCAUUUGUCUGAAGCGACCAUUUAUUUGAUGAUCACUUUCAUCCGCGUCUUAGCCAUGAAUUGUAGCCAAAGAUACGAAGAUGCGAUUAAUUUGCCGCCAUUUUGGACAUCCGGUCCGUUUUGGUUUGAGUGCAAUGUUUGGGACAAUAAUGUGAAUGAUUUGGCGAUUGAUAUGCCUUAUCUAAGGAGAGGUAUGAAGGACUUGGACAUCGCUUUGGAUUAG
This is a messenger RNA of Oppiella nova, 333 nucleotides long. Lineage: Eukaryota; Metazoa; Arthropoda; Arachnida; Sarcoptiformes; Oppiidae. The record is from the annotation of a GenBank genome assembly.